AUGUUUUUACUAUGGACAAUGUUUCAUAUCAAGGCUUCCCAAACCCCUAUCUCCAAUAAUCCGCUACUUGAUUCAAUCACCCCAAACUCCGAUAUAACGCAUGAGAAACUUGUUUUACCACAAUCCUCUCUACAGUCUCAAUUCUACUCUCUGGAACAGAAAAAUCUACGGAAAGCAGCUCUUCAAAGAGUAGAAGAAGAUCGGAGAGUACUGUUGGAAGCUGCAAAUGGAUCAGAUCAUAAGGCAUUCUACAAAGCAGUGAAACCAGAAGUAUUCUGUGAGAAAAAUGAGAGAAUUGGGUACAAAGGAGACGGAGGAAAGCAAGUUUGUAAUGCUGGAGCCGUGAAGAAGGAGGAUUGCACACUCCUUUCCCUUGGUCUUCAUAACCAAAUCGACUAUGACCAGGCAAUCUUCAACGCAACUGGACGGCACUGCAAGAUUUUGGGUGCUGAUAUGAAUUCUCAAAACGCCAAAACGCAAAAAUCCUAUGAAGAGAUGGGCGGAGAGAUAUUUGUUGGAAAGAUUCCAGCUAACCUAACCAUCCCAGAAAUGCUGGAAAAGACUGGAAGAAGUGAAGUGGAAUUGUUAAAGAUUGAUAUCGAGGGAGGAGAAGUGGAUGGACUGGAACCUUUGAUUAGGGAUUAUUAUGUUUGUCAGAUCUUCAUUGAACUCCAUGGACAGAAACCAAUCGAUCACUUAAAUAUGCUCCGAAUGAUGUCUAGAUACGGAUUCCGUCUAUUCAACAUCAAACCGAAUCCGUACUGCCGGAUAUGUUGUGAAUACAGUCUGAUCAAUGAGUUGUGUAUUAGACAGUUUGGAGCAGUCCCGUUGGGUAUCACUAUUCCACAUUAG
Messenger RNA from Caenorhabditis remanei, 852 nucleotides. RefSeq lists its product as uncharacterized. NCBI's taxonomy places the organism in Eukaryota, Metazoa, Nematoda, Chromadorea, Rhabditida, Rhabditidae. The record is from RefSeq and is a predicted model, not a curated record. The transcript has 6 exons. Bases 1 to 852 code for a protein of 283 amino acids.